This is a messenger RNA of Colossoma macropomum (tambaqui), 3173 nucleotides long. It is a transcript of the gene l3mbtl3, whose product is annotated as L3MBTL histone methyl-lysine binding protein 3. The transcript is spliced from 22 exons. The record is from RefSeq and is a predicted model, not a curated record. Gene Ontology annotation, cellular component: nucleus. Bases 308 to 2656 code for a protein of 782 amino acids. Gene Ontology annotation, molecular function: protein binding; zinc ion binding. Gene Ontology annotation, biological process: regulation of DNA-templated transcription. Lineage: Eukaryota; Metazoa; Chordata; Actinopteri; Characiformes; Serrasalmidae.
AGUUCGAAUCAGAAGGUGGCGAAUAGCAACAUAACUUCAUUUUCGAGACAUUUAUACACACUCGCGUUAUUCCCGACCCCCUGUUUGUCCAAAAAAGCUUAAAAAAUCAGAAUUAAUAGUAAAAGUGCAGCUUUUUUAAGCUCUUCGUCCUCCUUUGUAGGGAGAAACAGGAGCUCGAGACUCUCCGUAUGUAUACUACACGUAGUAUAUAACAGUAUAGACUCUUAUAUAUCCAAGAAGAGGCUCAAAUAAACGCCCAAAACCAAUUUAAGCUGUGGUGCAUGUGAUAUAGGACGGGUGGUCUGCCAUGGAGGAGUCGGCCCCCAGCACGGCGGGGCCUGAGUUUGACGUGUACGGAGCGAUGGAGUGGAAAGACGGAGUGGGGACCCUCCCCGGCAGCCAGCUGAAGUUCCGGGUGAAUGAGUUUGGGGUGCUGGAGGUCAUAACGGACGAGGGCGAUGAGGAGGGGGUGAAGAAGGCUCACGCUAAAACCACAUGGAGUGUACCCACCGCACAGGAGGCUCUGGCGGAGAAGGUGCAGGUGGAUCUGUGGGGGCAGCGUGGCCUGGUGUGUGUGCACUGUAACAGGAAGGGCUCUGCAGUGGACUUUCUGUCUGAUGGACGCCACUGCAGUGAACGCUGCCUACAGCAGGACCAGCAGGAUGAACUGAAGUCUCAGAAAGGAGAAUCCAGGAGUAAUGGAGAGGUCACAGGGGUCAGCAGGAAGAGGCCACACCAGGGCAAUGAAGAGAUGGACGGAGUGAUAGAGGAGGUGGAGGAGGAUGGGGAAGACAAUGAAGAGAAAGAGAGCAGGCGGCCGGCGCGUGGCGCUCCACGGGGUCGCAGGAAACGAAGGGGGGACGCAGCUCUGCUCAAACAGACGGUUCCGUAUGGUGGGAAGAAGAAGUCGUGGUGUUGGGCUUCGUAUCUGGAGCAGGAGAAAGCCGUCGCUGCUCCUGGCAAACUUUAUAAAGAGUACCAGUCGUUUCCUCAGGGUAAGAAUGGCUUCAGGGUAGGGAUGCGGCUGGAGGGAGUCGACCCUGAACACCCCUCCAUGUACUGCGUGCUCUCUGUUGCCGAGGUUUCUGGUCACAGGAUCCGUCUGCACUUUGAUAAGUUCUCAGAGUGCUAUGAUUUCUGGGUAAACUGUAACUCUCCGGAUAUUCACCCUGCAGGCUGGUGUGAGAAAACGGGCCACAAGCUGCAGCCACCUAAAGGGAUGAAGAGUGAAGCGUUCAGCUGGUGCUCCUACCUGAAGAUGAAUAAAGUUCAAGCAGCACCCAAAGCCCUGUUUGACAACCAGAACACUAUGGUCACACCUUUAGGCUUCAGAGUCGGGAUGAAGCUCGAGGCGGUCGAUAAGAAGAAUCCUUCAUUCAUCUGCGUUGCCACGGUUACGGACUUGGUGGACAGCCGCCUCCUGGUGCACUUUGAUGGCUGGGAUGAGAGCUACGAUUACUGGUGCGAUGCCACAAGUCCAUACAUCCAUCCGAUUGGUUGGUGUCAGGAGAACGGCAAGACGCUUACCACGCCCCCAGGAUUUCCGGACACCGCCAGCUUCUCCUGGGAGAAGUAUCUGGAGGAGACCAGCUCAUUACCCGCUCCAGCAAGAGCCUUCAAAACCAGGCCUCCCCACAGUUUCCAGCUGAAUAUGAAGUUGGAGGUGGUGGAUAAGAGGAACCCCAUGCUGAUCAGAGUGGCUACUGUGGCGGAGACAGACGAGCACAGAAUAAAGAUCCAUUUCGAUGGCUGGACAGAUGAAUAUGAUUACUGGGUGGACACAGACAGCCCUGAUAUCCAUCCCGCUGGGUGGUGCACCAAAACAGGACACCCUCUCCAGCCCCCCAUCAGUCCACAGGACAUGUUUGAGUCAUCAGAGGUGGGCUGUCCUACACCGGGCUGCAAAGGAGUCGGACACAUCAAAGGAGCUCGCUACUCUGGACAUCACAGUGCCGUUGGCUGUCCGUACUCCGAAAUCAACAUGAACAAGGACUCAGUUCUGCCCGACCGUCUCAGUGGUGAGAUGCCGGGCUCUGGAGUGGGCCGACUGCGCCGGGAACCAAACCCUCACGUAGACACCAGCGCUCAGGAUAUGCCCGUCUCCUCCGCACCCUCGCUCCCGGACAAGCCCAACACGGCAACCGGCACCAUGGAAACGCCGCAUAAGAAGCCUGUCGGUACGGAGACGAAGAGAAGGGUUGGUCGGCCGUCUAAGGUGCGGAAGGUGAAGGUGGAGGAGCUCCCGCAGGAAGAGGAGAUGGAGAGUGAGGUGUCGUCCACUGUGGAAUCUAAAGAGUUGACUCUGCAGCAGGCUCUGCACCAGUCCGUGUUUAUGCCUUGCUCCACGCCAUCUCCCAGCAUGCCUCACUGCUGGGACCAGCACAGUAAACUCCUCCCAUCGGUGGCUGGAAUCACGGCCAGUAACGUGGCCACCUGGAGCGUGGAGCAGGUGACUGAGUUUAUCCAGGGUCUGCCAGGCUGUAGGGAGCAAGUGCGCACUUUCAGGGAGGAGCAAAUCGAUGGCGAGGCGUUCCUACUGCUGACCCAGACUGACCUGGUGAAGAUUUUGAGUAUAAAGCUGGGUCCGGCGCUGAAGAUCUAUAACUCCAUACUCAUGUUUAAGACUGCAGAGAACUCUGCCUGCAAUGAACUUUGACGUCCACUGGGACAGCAGACUCUGGCCAAUGACCCUCACUCACCUGUGGUGAGGCCACAGCUUAACCUGAAGGGCUUUUAGAAGGAACAACACAUUCAGAAUGCAAGAUCAUAUACAAUACAUAUAGCUUUAUAACUGAUAACACCACAAUCAAAGGUCACUGUCAGCUGUUUUUUUUGCACAUUACUGUUUUGCUGGCAUGAGAAAUCCUGACCUGUCCAGGGUAUGUCCUGCCUUCCACCCAGUGGCUGCUGGAAUAGGCUUCAGCACCACCCCCCUGCCCCCGCAACCCAGAAGGAUAAGCGGUUUAGAAAAUGUGUGUGUGUGUGUGAGAGAGAGAAAACCUUGUAUCUCAGAAAUAAUAACUUUUAUAGGAGACAGAAAAACACUCAACAUCUGCUGUUGUAGUUUAAAAUGGAAUUGCACUAGUUUUUAAAAAUAACUGCAUAAUUUAGUGUUUAAGAUGUGAACAGAGAGAUUUAGAGUGGUUUGGUGUGAAAUGGUUCAGAUGUCUUUA